AUGUGUCCGACGACUACCAAGCCCGUUGACUUGACGCACCAUUUUUCAAAAAUUUCAAAAGCAAGAAGACCAAAUGCCCUGAAAGAGUACUACAAGUACCUCUUUACUCCGGGGAUGUGUAACUUCUCAGGUGGCCUUCCCCACACGAGCAUCUUCCCCUUUGGCAAGUUAGAUCUCUCGGUUGACCGGCCGACAAAAUUUCCGACAACAAAAGAAGAUAUUGGUGGUCAGAAUGUUAUACCGGACUCUGACAUACUAUGCUAUAUCCCUCGGUAUUCGGGCAAGAGCGUGGCGCAGAAGAUUGACCUAGCCACUGCACUGCAGUAUGGAAGCGCACAGGGGUACCCACCUCUCCACUCGGUGUUGCGUCGUCUAGUAUCCAUUCAACAUCCCAGCAUACCCUACGAAGGAGGGCCAGAAGUAAUUAUCGAUGGUGGUUCGGCAGAUGGCCUCUCAAAGGUAUUCGACCUACUCUUCAACACAUGGGACAAAGACCUGGACGAUAUUCGAAAUCGUGAGGGGUUACUGGUAGAGGAGUUCGUGUACGGCCCGCCAGUCGCACACGCCAGAACGAAGGAUGUCAACAUUGUUCCACUCAAGAUGGAUGACGAAGGCAUGCUAGCGCAUGGUACCGGUAGCCUUUCUGAUAUUCUUCAAUCCUGGGAUCACAUGAACGGCAAAAGGCCGCAUGUCUUAUACACGAUUCCCACUGGCCAAAACCCGUCAUCGGGUACUCUAUCGGCCUCAAGGCGCAAGGAAGUUUACGAUGUCUGUUCUAUGUAUGACGUUGUCGUCGUAGAAGACGACCCAUACUGGAGCCUUUACUAUCCCUCCGCCAGAUCCUAUGCGGCUCAAUAUCGGGCCGCGACGAAUAAUAUCCUUACAGGGCCUCCGACAGAACCAUCAACGGGUUACCGUUUCCUUGAUGAGAUGGAACCCAGCUUCCUAAAUUUUGACAGAGAUGGACGCGUAAUCCGCCUGGAUUCAUUUUCGAAAACCAUCGCGCCGGGCUGCCGGUUGGGCUGGAUCACAGCGUCGCCGCGUGUAUGUGAACAGCUUUUUCGGAUUACGGACGACACCACGCAACAGCCUUCAGGAUUCGUGCAAGCAAUUGUCGCACAGCUCAUUGGUGAACAAUGCGACCUCGGUCAGGGUCCUUCUUCGUGGGGCUUUGAUGGCUGGGUGCGCUGGCUUGAAGGUCUCCGCGCUGCGUACGAACGUCGCAUGGUCAAGAUGGCGACCGUAUUUGAGCAAAACAGAUUCUUUACCACAGGUGCAGACAAAGUCAUGAUGUUUGACUUCCAGUGGCCUACGGGAGGCAUGUUUAUAUGGGUCGAGGUCAAAGUCGCCAGCCAUCCACUUGCAUCGACAAUCGAUCACAGGAGGCUGAUGCGCGCUCUAUGGAUUCAUUGCACGCAGCCUCCGUACCUGAUAUUGACUGUGCUUGGAAAAGAUUUCGCAGCGACAGAAGAAAUAGCAGCGAGACGCGGCUAUCUCUUCUUCCGUUUCUGCUUCGCCGCCAUCGAUGGAGAUCUGUUGGAAGCCAAGUCGAAAUCUUUCACUGAUGCAUGUCGGGAUUUCUGGUCCAUCAACAGCCACGAAAAGAUUGAUCAGCUCAUGAGGGAAGAGGAUGGGCAAAAUCCGAGUGGAUGA
Messenger RNA from Colletotrichum orchidophilum, 1653 nucleotides. RefSeq names its product aromatic amino acid aminotransferase. The transcript is spliced from 3 exons. Gene Ontology annotation, biological process: biosynthetic process. Lineage: Eukaryota; Fungi; Ascomycota; Sordariomycetes; Glomerellales; Glomerellaceae. Gene Ontology annotation, molecular function: transaminase activity; pyridoxal phosphate binding. The coding region runs from base 1 to 1653 and encodes 550 amino acids. The record is from RefSeq and is a predicted model, not a curated record.